Messenger RNA from Yamadazyma jaroonii, 546 nucleotides. NCBI's taxonomy places the organism in Eukaryota, Fungi, Ascomycota, Pichiomycetes, Serinales, Debaryomycetaceae. The record is from the annotation of a GenBank genome assembly.
AUGACUUAUUUACCAACCAUUAUUAUCGUUGGAGGGCCAGCCGGUACAGGUAAAACCACAGCAGCUUCCAAUUUAGCUAAACACUAUAACUGUCCAUAUAUUGAAGGAGAUACAUUACAUCCUCAAGCCAAUAUCGAUAAAAUGUCUAAAGGUAUACCAUUAAAUGAUGACGAUAGAUGGGAUUGGUUAAUUAAAUUGACUCAAGUAACAGUUCAGGAAUGUCAAGCCAGUCAAAAUAAUAUGGCUAUAGUUACUUGUUCAAUUUUGAAAAAAGCCUACAGACAAUUAAUUGAAACCACCGGUAAACCUAUAGAUUUCAAAUUCGUUUUCCUUUUUGCUUCUUUUGAUGAGUUAGUUAAUAGAGUUGAAAAUAGAAAAAAUCAUUAUAUGAAAUCAGAUAUGGUAAAAUCACAAUAUGAAAUAAUGGAAGUCCCACAAGGAGAUGAAUUGGUUGUUAAUGGAGGUAAUUGUUUGACCAUUGAUACCACACAAAAAUCUAUGGAUGUCAUUUACAAAGAAAUUGUUGACAAUUUGAAUCUUUCGUAA